ACCCAGCCAAUCUGCCCAGCCGAUCCACCCAGUCGAUCUGCCCAACCCACCGAGCUCCUCGACAAGCGAGCGAGCAAGCGAAUCUUCCAGUGCCCAUGCAGACUGCCUCGGAGAUUGCAUCCGAGAUCGUCCCGAUCGGUGGGACAGCAGUUGCCGUCGCAAACAUCAACGUGGCGGCCCUGGCCGAUCCAACAGCGCCGGUAUCCUGUCGCAACAUCCGCUGUCGUCGCCCUGGUCGAUUUGAAAUCCUCCUUGCGCCCCACAGCCCAGCCGCGCGAGGGGUAUUUCAACCCCUGAUGCCUGCUCCCUCGUUCCGUCUGCCAGCAUAUCCUGCCACCGGCUCCAUCCGAACCAGCAUCCCCAGCACUGCACCGCCAUGUCUGUCCUCCAGCGUCGUCUUGGCCGCAACGGCCCCUUGGUGUCUGCCCUCGGACUCGGAUGCAUGGGCAUGAGCGACUUUUAUGGUGCCCGCAACGAUGAGGAGUCCAUCGCCGUCCUCAACCGGGCUAUCGAUCUCGGCGCCACCUUCUGGGACACGGCCGAUAUGUAUGGAUACGGCGACAACGAGCGCCUCCUCUCCAAGGUCCUGGCCACCCGCCGCGACGAGGUCUUCCUGUGCACCAAGUUUGCCGUCGUCCGCGAUCGCAACGAUCCGACCGCUCGCGGCAUCUCGGGCAAACCCGAAUAUGUCCGCAAGGCCUGCGAAGCGUCUCUGGAGCGGCUCGGCGUCAAGACCAUCGAUCUGUACUAUCAGCACCGAGUGGAUACCUCGACACCAAUUGAGGAGACUGUCAAGGCCAUGGCCGAGCUUGUCAAGGAGGGAAAGAUUCGAUACCUGGGUCUGAGCGAGUGCAGCGGCGAUACUCUCCGCCGUGCCUAUGCCGUCCAUCCGAUUGCUGCCGUCCAGAUCGAGUACAGCCCCUGGACCCUCGACAUCGAGACCAACGGCCUGCUCGAUGCCUGUCGCGAGCUCGGCGUCGCCAUCAUCGCCUACUCGCCCCUCGGCCGCGGCUUCCUCACGGGCCAGUACAAGAGCGUCGAGGACUUUGAGCCCAACGACUACCGCCGCACCACGCCCCGCUUUGCCGGCGACAACUUCCAGAAGAACCUCGACCUGGUCCACAAGAUCGAGGAGCUCGCCAAGGCCAAGGGCGUCAGCACCACCCAGUUCGUCUUGGCCUGGGUGCUGGCUCAGGGCGAGGACUUUAUCACCAUCCCUGGCACCAAGCGUAUCAAGUACCUCGAGGAGAACAUGGGGGCAGUCAAUGUGGAGAUCACUGCCGAGGACAAGGCCGCAGUCCGCAAGAUCCUGGACUCGUUCGAGGUCAGCGGCACCCGAUACGACGCCGCAGGCAUGAGCAUCCUCAACCGUUAAAUCUUUGGCGGCGCGCGGAUGAUAUGCUGGCGAGCGGAAACGCGAGGCCAUCGCCAGCACAUGCUGCAGUACUAGUGUUUCCAACAACGCCGGACACUCGAUGUGACUCAGCCAGCCCGAUGCUGCUGGAUCGUCUGUUCCGAGCUGGCUGGUGGCUGUCGACGGAUUGGGCAAUAUACCACAUCGCCUCAGAUGUGAUUGUGUUCAUCGCGGAUGAGACCCUGUCAGUGGAUGAACCACGGGAGUAAUGGGCUGCAUGUGCAA
Polychytrium aggregatum is the source of this 1639-nucleotide messenger RNA. Its product is annotated as aldo/keto reductase. Lineage: Eukaryota; Fungi; Chytridiomycota; Chytridiomycetes; Polychytriales. The coding region runs from base 377 to 1375 and encodes 332 amino acids. The record is from RefSeq and is a predicted model, not a curated record. Gene Ontology annotation, cellular component: cytoplasm. The transcript is spliced from 5 exons.